Oreochromis niloticus (Nile tilapia) is the source of this 5241-nucleotide messenger RNA. It is a transcript of the gene elmod1, whose product is annotated as ELMO/CED-12 domain containing 1. NCBI's taxonomy places the organism in Eukaryota, Metazoa, Chordata, Actinopteri, Cichliformes, Cichlidae. The record is from RefSeq and is a predicted model, not a curated record. Bases 198 to 1181 code for a protein of 327 amino acids. Gene Ontology annotation, molecular function: GTPase activator activity. The transcript has 11 exons.
UGCGUUGCUGUUGCUGUAGCUUUUAGACUCAGUGUCAGUCAUCAUGAAGGAAAGCAGGCGAUUGUAGCCCAGCGAAGAGGACAAAAACGCUGCACCCUGCCGCCUCCCGCCUUCCGUUUCGCCUCCUUAUUAUCCCAAAUCGGUGACCACUCAACUACACCAGCACCGGAGACACCCGAGGGGUGACAGCGGCCGAGAUGAAGCAUUUCCUGAGAGUUGUGACCCAGUUCUUUGUGUUCCUCUACUGCAAGUGUCUUUGGCGGGGCCUAAAGUUUGUUGUCAGGAAGUUUACGGGACGCUGCGAGCUACAACGAAUCUGCUACAACAACAAACAUGGAGCCCGCAGGACCCUCAAGAUAGAGUCAUCUCUGAGGUACUCCAAGAAUGAGCUGCUGCAGUCUGCCCUCAGCGUCCAUCCUGAUAAAGUAGAGAAAACCAUCGAUGACAUCAUGGCCUUGAAGAAAAUUAACCCUGACACCAACCCACAGCUCGGCAUCUCUCUGCAGGCCAGCCUGCUGCAGAUUGUGGGCUACAGGAGCCUGGUGGCAGAGGUGGAGAAGCUACGCAGGGAGCCUUAUGACUGCGAAAAUCCUGAGCAUGAGGAAAUGCUGAUGAAGCUAUGGAAAGAGCUGCGCCCUGACACACCUCUCACGGGUCGCAUAUCCAAACAGUGGUGUGAGAUUGGUUUCCAGGGCAGCGAUCCAAAGACUGAUUUCAGGGGCAUGGGACUGCUGGGCCUGCACAACCUGCUGUAUUUUGCUGAACACGACAAGGCUACCGCCCUGCAGAUGCUCCAUGAUUCCCUCCAACCAAAGCACAACGAGGUAAACAAGCCUGAAUGGGAACAGAAGAACCUUGACAAAGCGAUUGGGUAUUCCUUUGCCAUUGUGGGCAUUAACAUCACAGAUUUGGCCUACUCUCUGUUGGUGAGUGGAGCUCUGAAGACCCAUCUGUACAACGUGGCUCCAGAGAUGCCCAGUCUGCUGCACUUCCAGCAGACCUUCUGUUACCUGAUGCAGGAGUUCCACCGCUUCUGGAUUGAGGAGGAUCCCAGCGACAUCAUGGAGUUCAACCGAGUCCGCUCCAAGUUCCACCGACGGAUCCUGCGACAGCUGAAGAACCCAGACAUGGCUCUGUGUCCCCACUUCUCCGCCUCCGAUCUCCACCUUGUCAACCUCUAAACACCCCCUUGGUCCCAUGUCUCCCCAAUCAUCACCCUCACUGAGCCCUUCAUACCCCCACAGAGGUCUCCCUUCUUCAUACCCCCACAGAGGUCUCCCUUCUUCAUAAACCCCACAGAGGUCUCCCUUCUUCAUAAACCCCACAGAGGUCUCCCUUAGAUGUCUGGUAGGCCAUCAAUAAAUCAGAAACAGCCUCACAGUCACAGAGAUGGUUCCUCAAACUGCUGGACACAUCUGGGAAAGCUCUGUUCCAUGUCUGCUCAGCCCAACACGUCCCAGCUAACGUCAUGUCGCAUCACUGCCAACAGCUUAACUCAACCACACACACACACCUACAUACACACAAACAGAAUAUAACCUUAGACAGGAUCUUAGUAAUUUAAAAUUGGGACUUUUCCCUCAGACUUCCCACAUUGUAAACAGAUGUUUGACCCCAAAAAAUAAAUUUAAAAAAGAAGUGCACACACAUACACACUGCCUAUCUGCCCUCACUGCAGCGUUAGACCACCAGCAUCAGAGAUGACCAUAGCGAUUGUAGCUGUGCAUGAGGAGGCUGGCACCACACCAUCACUACACUCAUUGUUGUUGCUUUAAGGACUCAUAACGAUUGUAUCACAGCCGUUACACCUCAGUUAUGAACCCUUUUUGUUUAAUUUAAUAACAAACCAAAUUUACUUUAUCAGCCAAAAACAGCUAUUAGAUAGAUUGCGAUGUAUUGAUCAGCAGUUUGGAAUAUUUUGACGGUUAGUGCACUGACUAUCAGAGACGAAGACAUAUAGAUAUAUGAAAAGGUGUGAUUUAUGGGGCAGGGGGGUGUUUUUGAUCCUUUUUGGGAGGGGAUGAAUUCCAACUAAGUUCAGGAGCUGCUGAAUUUACAAAAAAAUCCUCUGAACCUCUAUUUAAAUUUCAAUUUGCAUCUCAGUCUCAUGUUUUUGUCUGUGGAGACAGAUGCAAUCAAACAUAAUAUAAAAGUUUAUUCCAGUUUUAUAUGUCAUUUGGCCACACUUAAAUAUUUUAUAUCCAGUUAAAUUGGAGCGGGACUCCCACAAGAUCUUCUGUCACAGUGGUGCUGUGUCUAUUUCUGACUGUUUUGAAGUUGCAUUCAUAAAAUUACUUAGCAGUGUAGAUAAAUUCUGCCCCAAUUGGGACUAAAAAUAAUUCAGCAGAUAUGAGAAUAUGUAGACCAGAGGAGAAAAAUCCCCCUCAUCAAAUCAAAGUUUAAGAGAACUUUUGCUGGUGCUGUUUCAGUCAAACCAUAAAGGGCCACUUCACCUCUAAACUCUGUUUUACGAACUGCCACAGAUGGUGUCUAAUGACAUCAAUACCUAAGAUUUCUCCUUGCCAAAAUAUCAAAUGUGGAGCAGCAGUUUUGCUUAAAUUUCAUUUUUGCAAACCUGCUAAAUUAUGUUUUUAAAUAUUUUAUGAACCUUACUCGAUGUGUGGCAUUUGGCAGCCCUGCUCCCAGCUUGGAUAGUAGAAAUCUAAAUAUGUAUGUUGUGAACAUUUUCUACAGGUUUGCAAAAGCUUUUUGCCUUUGAUUUGACUCCAUGCAGAGAUUCUGUUAUGAAUGUUUCUCACAUCCACGAUUGUUUGAUUCUUUUUGUAUUCACUGAAUGUGACACUGUGUCCACUGUUGUAUCAGCCAAAGCAAUAAUUUACACUCAUUUCACUGCACAUUUCUUUAAAAUGUGUUUAUUUGCACCAUGCGUGCCUGAGUAUUUUGUUUAACUUUCUGACUCAGAGCUGGAAUGCUAAUCAGUUUACACAAGCCACAUGCAGAGCUGAAUAGAGGUGAAAUGUCACCACAUUAACUUUGAAACAUUAGUAUAAUUAGUGUAGACAAAGGGUUCCUCAGCUAUGGCAGCGAUUGUGCUGCGUUUAACAAUGCUGGAAUUUGGCAAGACAUUAAAAUGCAGAGUUGCUCCAUAGGGAGUUUAUUAAGUGACUGCUGCUAAAACAGAGGAGAGCUGACAGUGAAAGUUUAAAAUGCAACACGAUGGAGGUGUUGACCUGCCAGUCAAUACACCACCUGCAGAGCUCUCACUGUCACACUGACAAAAAUGUUUUUCUUUUCUUUGUGCUACCAUCAGCAUCUGACUGAUGGAGCUACCAUCAGCCUCCUAGUGAGAGCAAUAUGAUGCUGAUGGUGCAGAUUUUUCAUAUUUUUGUUUAAAGUUAACCCCUAUUUUUAUUUAAAAAACAUGUUUAAGAUGUGCAAGAAUAACCUGAACAAGAAAACUAUGAGAAAUACACUCACUGGCUACUUCAUUAGGUACACAGUUCAACUCAUUGCUAAUGCAAAUGUUAAAUCAACCACAUGGAAGCAGCUCGGUGUAAUUAGGAAUAUAGACAUGGUCAAGAUGACCUGCUCAAAAUUACUAAUUGAAUUGGAAAAAGAAGACUGACAAUUAUAUCUGACGACUGUGAAUUUCUGCUGCAACAUUCAGAUGGUAGGGUCAGUUGAGCAUUGUUUAGCCACCAAGCAGCCUAGCUGAAUAUGGUUGAUAACUGUGCGCAUACCUUUAUGAUCGUAGUCCACCUAUCUUCUAAUGGCUGCUUCCAUUAGGUUAACGUGUCAUGUUGCAAAGCUCAAAUCAUCUGAAACUGGUUUCUUGAGCAUCAAAACGAGUUCACUCCACAUAAAUGUUGACUCCAGAGUCACCAGAGCUCAAUCCAGUAGAGCCACUUUGGGAUGUGGUGGUACUAGCCAGGUGUUACUGGUAUGAGGUGGCCAGUGAGUGGAUCACAAAUUAGCAUUCAGGAAAAAUGCAGUUAUAUAUUUGGGUUACAUUCUCAAUGAGAACCCUAAUUAACAUUUUUAAUUGACUGUUAUUUUAUUACUGAUGUGAGAACAGAUAACAGGUAACAUAACUUAGAAAAUGAUUCCUGUGUAAAACACGGAGUGGGAUUUGUCCUUGAAAAUCCAAAGCAUGACCUUUAUGCUAGCUCCAGAGUGCCUUCCCUUACCACCUCUCGUUCACUCCCAAAGACAAGAACUAAUCAAUGCUAACUUAAAUAGAGUCCACUAAUCCCGUACACAACAUUAAGCCUGAAGACACCCAGGUUAAUCUAGUAAAGUCCUGCUAGCCAAAAGAAGACAUGGCCGAUGUUAGGGCAAACCUAGGGUCAGCAUCAGCAGGGCAUUUAAUUGAUACUGGGAUCUUUAUUUUAAAUUUGAUGGCCCUGAACUCUCGUUCUUCAAUUCUUGCUCUGUAAUUCUUCAUUACGAUUUCUUUUUUAUUAAACUGUUUUCUAAUUCAAAAAUAGGGAAAAAUACACGAUCUAAACAACAUGAACAAAACUUUUUACAGGAAAUAUUUUCCCCUCUUGAUAAUUAGCAUGUGGACCCAGGACCACUGCAGCUGUCUUACUUGUCACACAGCUGUUACCUUAGGUCCUUUUAUAGAGACAGACUUGGGUAAUAUUCAGUUCAUUGUCUCUGGAGCAGCAUUUUGAUUUUUGUAUCUCAGCUCUGAGCCACACUCUCACUUUUUCACCAAAUGGUUAAAGCCCACGUCUUUCCUGGAACACAUAACCACUGUAUUUAACAUGCUAUGACAAAUGUACUCAUCACAUUACUGAAAGAAAUACAACACAAGCAUUAAUUUUACAUCCAUGCUUGCACUGUUGAUUGUGUUGAACAGUACUGAAUACCUUUGUUCCUUUUGAAGUGAAUGUCAAAGCUUUUUGUCAGUAUUACGCAGCUGAUUUCUUUAGUGAAUGUCAGCGCCGAUUUUAUCUCCUGCUUGCAUUUGCUUUGCUUUACUGUGGUCAGCUUUGCACUACUGUAAAAAUAUAAAUGCAGUUUCCUUUAUGUUAAUAAAUCAGUAAUUUGUGGUGUGAGGGCCGACGUGUCCAACGAUACUGUAGAUGAAGUUAGAUACAUGCUGCUGUAUAUUCUGCUUUGAAACUGCCUAAGAGACCUCGAUCUGCAUGAUACGUUCACGGUCGCUGCUUUGACAUUGUGUAUUCUUCAGUAAAGUACUUGAAUAUUGUAGCGUGCUUCAUUUGUUUGUGCUGUACUUUUUGAGAUCACAAUAAAGAUCAAAGGAGAGUUAAA